CGACAGUUGCCCGGGUGACGGCAGAGCGGCCUGGCCGGGGCUCAGAGCGCCCCGUGAUCCGCGGCCCGGUGGCCCGGCGGCCCGACGUCCCGAGCGCUGUCCCGACCACUACGGGCCAGAAGGACGUCCUCGGGUGGAGGACUGCUUCAUUUUUGUCUUUGUGUCUUCAGGUGGCCCAGGGCCCGGUGUUUCUGUUAUGAGAACAUCAGUGGGUCUUCAAAAUGGGAGAUAUACUAGCCUCUGAAGCGGAAUUGCUUGGAUUGGUGAAAGAGUAUUUAGACUUUGCUGAGUUUGAAGACACCGUGAAGACGUUUAUAAAGGAGUGCAGAAGUAAAGGAAAGCCGUUGUCCAAAACCCCAUCCAGCUCUUUGAGAGACUCAAAAACGCUGAUUCUCCAGAAAGAUCUAAUCACUGCAUUUGAUAAUGGGGCCCAGAAAGUCUUCUUUGGCCUGUGGGAAGAGCAUGUCCCAGCCUCCGUCCGAGAAGGAGACACCCUGGCCCAGAAGCUGGAGUUCUACCUGCACAUCCACUUUGCCAUCUUCCCCCUGAAGCACACGGCCGGCAAACCUGACAAAGCGGAAUUUGAUGAGAGGAUUUCUUCCUUCAAAGCCUACCUGGAGACCCGAGGAGCAGCCCUGAGCCAGACCACAGAGUUCCUUCCUUUUUAUGCUCUUCCCUUUGUGCCCAACCCCAUGGUGCAUCCGUCCUUUAAGGAACUCUUCCAGGAUUCCUGGACUCCAGAGUUAAAGAUGAGGUUGGAAACGUUCCUGUCGUCGACUCUCAAAGCCAGUAACACGCCAAGGCUUUUCACUCUCUAUAAGGACAACGGGCAGAGCAACAAAGAAAUGCUGCAGCAGCUGCAUCAGCAGCUGGUGGAAGCAGAACGCAGGACCAUGACCUACCUGAAGCGCUACAACAAGAUCCAGGCUGACUACCACAACCUCAUUGGGGUCACAGCUGAGUUAGUGGAUUCUCUGGAGGCCACCGUGAAUGGCAAGAUGAUCACUCCAGAGUAUCUGCAGAGCGUCUGUGUUCGUCUCUUCAGCAACCAGAUGAGGCAGAGCUUAGCGCACAGCAUUGACUUCACAAGGCCAGGAACGGCUUCCACCAUGUUAAGAGCCUCCUUGGCACCGGUGAAGCUGAAGGAGAUCCCAUUGCUGCCCUCCCUGGAUUAUGAGAAAUUGAAGAAAGAUCUGACCUUUGGGAACGACCGAUUGAAGGCCUUUUUGCUGCAGGCUCUGCGAUGGCGUCUGACCACGUCUCAUCCUGGAGAACAAAGGGAGACCGUAUUGCAGGCCUACAUCAGCAACGACCUGUUGGAUUGUCAGAGCAACAACCAGAGAAACGUGCUCCAGCUGCUGCAUUCCAAGAACGACGUGGUCCGACAGUACAUGGCGCGGCUCAUCAAUGCCUUGGCCUCCCUGUCAGAAGGUCGCCUCUACCUCUCUCAGAACACCAAGCUCCUGCGGAUGCUGGAGGAGAGGCUGAAAGAUGAAGAUAAGGACUUGCUUACCCGCGAGAAUGUGCUCGGGGCCCUGCAGAAAUUCAGCCUCAGGCGCACUCUGCAGUCCACCAUGAUCCAGGACGGCCUCAUCUUCUGGCUUAUCGACGUGCUCGAGGAUCCUGACUGCCUGUCCGACUACACCCUGGAGUACGCGGUCGCCUUGCUCAUGAACCUCUGCCUGCGUAGUACAGGUAAGAACAUGUGUGCAAAGGUGGCUGGCCUCGUUCUCAAAGUCCUCUCGGAUCUGCUGGGUCACGAGAACCACGAGAUUCAGCCGUACGUGAAUGGCGCCUUGUACAGUAUCCUGUCCAUACCAUCCAUUCGGGAGGAAGCAAGAGCCAUGGGAAUGGAAGAAAUCCUGCGAUGUUUCAUCAAGGAAGGCAGUGCUGAAAUGAUCCGGCAGAUUGAAUUCAUCAUCAAGCAGCUGAAUUCAGAAGACCCACCGGACAUGAUUCUCGAGUCAGAUGAUGAAGAGGAGGAAGAUGAUGAAGAGGACCGGGACACCAUGGAAUCUGAUCUGGACAAGGAUGAGGCGAUACAACCGCGGCUUGGGGAGCUCGCCGGGGAGAAGCUGCUGACCUCGGAGUACCUCGGAAUAAUGACCCACUCGGGCAAAGCCAAGAGGAGAGUGCUUCCCGCCAGCGGCAUGCAGCAGAGCGUCGAUGAGCCCCUGCAGAGGCCCGUCACUCCUGGGUAUCAUAAGAAUGCGCACGCCAUGCUGGGAAGUGAUUUCAUUUCUCCUUGUGCAGCCCACCCCAUCGGAGGUGUGUUCCAGGCACACCCAGGCCCUCGGCCCCCUACACGCAGUGGAAGCAGGUCCAGCACUUUGGAAUUCUGCGGCUCUUCUGCACCCUUCAGUGGGGAGGCCUACAAGCGGCUUGCCUCGGCCCAGUGGGGAGGCCGUCACAUCCUCACCGCCUCAGAGCCCAGCCAGGCCCUGGAGCUGUCCCAAGGCCAAGCAGACGGACAGCCCAACAGAGAAUUCGCUGCCGCCUUCACCAGCAAACCGCGGAUCCCCCGCACCCCCGACUCACAAGGCCUGAGUCCUCGAAAGACCAAGACCCCGGCCAUUGCCCCGCAGUUUUCUCACUCAGGGCCCCAGCAGACCAGCCGCCCCAACUCCACUGGCUCGUCCAUGAGGAGCAGGCAAAGCAGCCAGUGCUACAGGAAGUGAGGGCAGACCCGGUCCCCCAGCCUCGAUCGGCAUCCACACUGUUGAGGGACCAGCCAGCUUCCUGGAGGGAGACAGGCGGCAGCUGCUCUUGUCGGGUGUGGAGCAGGGGGCUCAGGGCUUCUCUCCCUGGCCUUCGCCGGACCUCCGUGUCAGAAGCCGACAAGCACUGCCAGCCCCAGCACACAAUAGAGCCCACUCUUGAUUCAUAGUCGUUCCCAUCUCAGCCUCCUCUGCCGAACUUCAGGAAUCCCCCAUUGCCUAGAGUGCCAAGGAAAUGCUCAGCUGCGCCCCCCAGAAAGGGGCUUCACAAGGGAAAGCUGUGGUCCCACAGCUACCUCCCCAGAGGCCACAGCAGCCCCAGGACUGUCCCCAUCUAGCUGUAGAUGCUGUGGACACAAGAAUCCGCUCUGUAGAUUUUUUAGAAAAAUUCACUUUCACCCUCAGAUCAGCCACAGAUGUGGUUUGGGGUGGGCAGGGAGGGCACACAACAUGACCACAGAAUCAUAAGAGAAAGAUGCUUGAAGGUGAAGUAACAGGAAAACAAACAGUGGACCAGACCUCCCUCCUCUGGCAGAGAGGCGGGGGCCGACCAGGGCAGAAUGAUGGCUACAUCAUCUCACGAUUGCUGGAUCCAGGGUCUGGCUUGGUUUCCUUUGUCACAAGGAAGGGUUCAAGUCGGGGGAAGGAAGGGGGGGAGGGCAUGUCCAG
Molecule: messenger RNA, 3386 nt
Organism: Dromiciops gliroides (monito del monte)
Lineage: Eukaryota; Metazoa; Chordata; Mammalia; Microbiotheria; Microbiotheriidae
Gene: ARMC9
Product: armadillo repeat containing 9
Exons: 26
Coding region: 222-2678 (818 amino acids)
Biological process (GO): cilium assembly
Cellular component (GO): ciliary basal body; centriole; ciliary tip
Molecular function (GO): protein binding
Source: RefSeq, a predicted model, not a curated record